CUUUUCCUUCCUCCACCUCGCGCGGCGGGCGCGGAAGUGACGUCACGCGCGGGCGCGACGGCGUCACCAUCAUGGUGCGCAGAGGGGCCUGCCGCGUCCCGGAGCGGUGGACAGCCUACACCCCGCUGGGCCGCAGGAUGCCGGGCACGCGCUUCGUGGCCUUCAAGGUGCCCCUCAAGAAGUGCUUUGAGCAGCACCUUCUGCCAAGGCAGAGGUUCUCCCCUCACGAUCUGCUCAGGAAGGUGCAGGAGAGGCAGGAGGAGCUGGGGCUGAUCAUCGACCUCACCUGCACCACGCGCUACUACGGCCCCGAGGAGCUGCCCCCCACGCUGUGCUACUCCAAGAUCCUGACCAUGGGCCACGAGAUCCCCAGCACAAAAACCUUCCAGAGGUUCAGUUACCUGGUGAGAAACUUCCUGGUGGCCAACAGAGACAACGAUAAACUCAUCGGGGUGCACUGCACACAUGGCCUGAACAGGACUGGCUACCUGGUCUGCAGGUACCUGAUUGAUGUUGAAGGCAUGGAGCCAAAUGCUGCCAUAGAGUUGUUCAACACAGCCCGAGGGCACCGCAUGGAGAGAAGGAACUACAUCCAGGACCUGCAGAGGAGGGCCCCGGGGAACACCAGCAGUGCCAGGCAGAGGCAGGGACAGCAGAAACAGCUGGAAAUAGAACAUCUGGAGCAGAGGAAGCACAAAAAGCUGGAGCAGCAGGAGCAGAGGAAGCAGCAAAAGCAGAAUGCUCUGGAGACAGAACAUGUGGAGGACAGGAAGCAGAAGCAGCAGAGGCAGCAGAACCAUCUGGAGCUGGAGCAGCUGGAGCAGGGAAAGCAGAAAAAGCAGGAGCAGAAUGAUCUGGAGAUGGAGCAGCAGGAGCAGAGGAAAGAGAAGAAAAAGAAACACCUGGAGCAGGAAAAGCAGAACUGGUCUGGAGCAGAAUCAUGUGGAGGUAGAGCAGCACGAGCAGGGGAAGCAGGAAAAGCUGGGGCAGAGGAAAAAGAAAAAGCUGGAGCAGCAGGAAGAGAGUCAUUUGGAAAUAGAGCAGCUGGAGCAGAAAAAACAGAAGAAACAGAAACAUCUGGAGCAGAAUCAGCAGAAUUACCUGGAGCAGAAUCAUCUGGAGCAUCAGGAGCAGAGGAAGCAGAAAAGGCAGAAACAUCUGGAGCAGGAAAAGCAGAAUUGCCUGGAGCAGAAUCCUCUGGAAAUAGAGCAGCACGAGCAGGGGGAAAAGAAAAAGCUGGAACAUCAGGAACAGAAUCAUCUGGAGGUAGAGCAUCAGGAGCAGAGGAAACACAAGAAACAGAAACAUCUGGAGCAGAAGAAGCAGAAAAAGCUGAAACCUCUGGAGCAGAAUCAUCUGGAGACAGAGCAGCUGGAGCAGAGGAAGCAGGAAAAUCUGGAACAUCAGGAGCAGAGGAAACAGAAGAAAAAGAAACACCUGGAGCAGGAAAAGCAGAACUGUCUGGAGCAGAAUCAUGUGGAAACAGAGCAGCAGGAGCAAAGGAAACACAAGAAACAGAAACAUCAGGAACGGAAUCAUCUGAAAAUGGAGCAUCAGGAGCAGGGGAAAAAGAAAAAGCUGGAACAUCAGGAACAGAAUUGUCUGGAGAUGGAGAAGCAGGAGCAGAGAAAACAGAAGAAACAGAAAAAUCUGGAACAGAAUCAUCUGGAACAUCAGGAACAGAGGAAGCAGAAAAAGCAGAAACAUCUGGAGCAGGAAAAGCAGAAUCAUCUGGAACAGAAUCAUGUGGAAACACAGCAGCUGGAGCAGGGGAAACAGAAAAAGCUGGAACAUCAGGAACAGAAUCAUGUGGAGCAGGGAAAACAGAAGAAACAGAAAAAUCUGGAGCAGGAAAAGCAGAAUUACCUGGAGAUGGAACAUCAGGAGCAGAGGAAGCAGAAAAAGCAGAAGCACCAGGAGCAGGAAAAGCAGAAUCAUGUGGAGAUAGAGCAGCAGGAGCAGGGGAAAAAGAAAAAGCUGGAACAUCAAGAAAAGAAUCAUGUGGAGAUGGAGCAUGAGGAGCAGAGGAAGCAGAAGAAACAGAAAUGUCUGGAGCAGAAUCAUCUGGAACAUCAGGAACAGAGGAAGCAGAAAAAGCAGAAACAUCUGGAGCAGGAAAAGCAGAAUCAUCUGGAGCAGAAUCAUCUGGAAAUAGAGCAGCACGAGCAGGGGAAGAAAAAGAAACAGAAACAUCAGGAGCAGAAUCAUCUGGAACUGGAACAUCAGGAGCAGAGGAAGCAGAACCACCUGGCGCUGCCCCCCAGGAG
Messenger RNA from Passer montanus (Eurasian tree sparrow), 2267 nucleotides. RefSeq names its product dual specificity phosphatase 11 (gene DUSP11). Lineage: Eukaryota; Metazoa; Chordata; Aves; Passeriformes; Passeridae. The transcript is spliced from 10 exons. Gene Ontology annotation, molecular function: polynucleotide 5'-phosphatase activity; protein tyrosine/serine/threonine phosphatase activity. Gene Ontology annotation, biological process: protein dephosphorylation. The coding region runs from base 72 to 2018 and encodes 648 amino acids. The record is from RefSeq and is a predicted model, not a curated record.